Messenger RNA from Pecten maximus, 1619 nucleotides. RefSeq lists its product as uncharacterized. Bases 625 to 1263 code for a protein of 212 amino acids. The record is from RefSeq and is a predicted model, not a curated record. The transcript has 9 exons. Lineage: Eukaryota; Metazoa; Mollusca; Bivalvia; Pectinida; Pectinidae.
UAACUCUUUCGUAAAGCAGUACAUUGCUGGCGUGACAAACGGGUAGUGUGGGAUUAUGGAAGUAAAACCAACGGAGAGCGUAUAGCUGCUACGUAUGUGUAACCAGACAGGUCAUUUUAAAGAUGGUGAAGAUUCUUGUGGUGUAUUUCUCAAUAUUUAGUGUGUCACUAAGUCAUGAUCCAUUUUUCCUGCUGUCGGGCCCCCCUAGUAAUGUUAUAUACAAACUGGACAAAAGGACAAAGACUUACACCGACAUCCCCAUUGUACACCGGCAACCUUCAUCAGUAAAGUAUGACAGAACCACUGGACGGAUAUUCUUUGGUACCGUCGACGAGAAAUAUGUCUACAGUGUCAAAAUGGACGGCUCAGAUUCAAAAGAGGAAGCUGUUUCAGAUGUGUAUGCACAAGCGAUGGCAAUGGACGACAUCAUGCGGUUUCUGUUCGUAUACUCUAGUGGUCAGUCGUCCAGUAUUAAGCGGGUACAACUAGAUGCGACUGAUCCGUCCAAGUGGUACACUCUGGUACUCGACAACCCCAACCAAAAUAUAACACAUAUGACUGCUGACCCGGCAACGAGGACAUUAUUUAUGGGAUCAGACAUAGGCGUGUGUACGUGCAACUACAAUGGGACAGAAUCAGUACGGAUUCUCAACAGUACAGCGAGCAGUAACGGAAUCACAUUUGAUGACACCUAUAUAUGCAAUACGAGGAAAUGUCAUUUGGAGGAUAAAGAGGUCUAACAAUGAAGUGGAACAACUAUUUACCAUAUCUACCAAACCUAAUCAAACGGUCCAGGGUCUGGCCGCAGUCGAUGGUCACCUUUUCUUCGCCCUUAACUACUGUGAGCAAGGUCAAGCAUCACAAUAUUGUGAUACGUAUAUCUAUCGAAUGCUGACGGACGGUACUCAGUAUGAAGUGUUUAGUGCGUUGAUCAGGACGCCUUACUGCGCCAUGCUGAAACUUCUGUACGUUAAACCCUUACAGCGAAACGAAUCAACCACUACACCAUGUCCAGAAGAUAAUAGUGGCACCUGUAUCCAUGUUGUCGACGAUAAUUUCAGAAACGACUCUUCAGCUUCCAACAAUACAUUGGCGCUGUGUCUUAUCCUAAUACCAAUGGCUUUGUUUCUGUCUGCUAUAGUAUUAUUUUUCUGCUGGAAAAAGAUGGCAAAGCCCCAGCUGUGUAGCGAAGGCGAUGAUGCAGUAAAUGAGACUCUACACAGUGGGCAGUACCUUGAGCUGAGGGAAGAUGAGAAGUUUUGAUAGAGUGGAUCACGACUUGUAAUUAAUGUGUCUUGUCUACAAACCUUAGAAAGAACAAUUGUUUUAACGGUAUGGAUAAAAAAAAAAUUCUAGACCGGCGUGUGUGGAAGAAAGAGGAUUUCAGUGGUGUAGACGACAUAUUUCUUAAUAGACGACAGAUCAUAUUUUUGUUUUUGUUAUUAAACAGGAGGAUUAUUAACGUAGUUCGUAAGCUAAACUGUGAUAAUCUUAACGGAGAGAGAGAGAGAGAGAGAGAGAGAGAGAGAGAGAGAGAGAGAGAGAGAGAGAGAGGGGGGGGAUUGUUUACAUUGAACAAGCUAUCGGAGAUUAAGAUCAAAUAAACCUAUUUAUAAAUG